Molecule: messenger RNA, 447 nt
Organism: Sphenostylis stenocarpa
Lineage: Eukaryota; Viridiplantae; Streptophyta; Magnoliopsida; Fabales; Fabaceae
Source: the annotation of a GenBank genome assembly
AUGAGUGCAGAGGAAGAGGAGGAGGAUGAGGAAGAUAUUUGUGUAGAAGAAGAUGAUAUUAUUUAUCCCAACAUCAAAUCAAGGAAGUACCAAAAGUUUGAUCCAAUGGUGAAAAAGAUGUCAGAGAACCCUAAAACGUUGACACACCUCGCCUCGUCCUUGACCAAACACAAUGUUACUAUCAAGGUUAAGGGAAAGGCCAGACCUUUGUGCUUUGAGCGAAGUAGUUAUGGGAUCUUGAUCAAUGGGAUGCGUAAAAUGGGAGAAACGCGAGCUGCCGUGCAAUUGCUGAGAAAGGUUGAAGGGGCAUUGCUUAAGCCUGAUGUGCUUAUUGAUGAGAUGCAAGAUAGAGGUCAACCUGCUUUACGCAAAAACGAGAGUUUAGACAAAACUAUUGGACUAUUCAAGAAAAUUAAAGACGGAAUUCAACCGACUAAAAGCAUAUAG